AUGGGAACGACAAUAUAUUCACCCGCCUUAUUAGCAUAUAUUCAUAUAGACCUACACGCCUUCAGCAAUGUAAAGGUCAAACAAGACUAUCUACGUGAACAGGGCCAGGAGGCCUCCCGACUGUCCACUAAAGCCUAUCCCUUUGUGCUCGUAUUCUCCUUGUUGCUAGUCUCUCCCCUGUUGAUCGUUGCCAUGGCAAUGGGAUCUCAUGAUGACGUAGUCAUCAUCCUGACGUCCGUGGCUGCGGCGGUGAACCUGGUGGUGUGGGCCGUUUACUCUGCCGCUUGCUUCGAGUAUUCUGAAGCUGUGCUACUGAAGGCGCGUGGAAAGAACUUUGUCUGGACUGUACUAUGGUCCAUAUUCUUCAUGCUCACACUGUCGUGGUUGCUAACUCUGCUGGCGUGGUUUGAAUACCGAGACGCCAGCCCCACCACCAAUGACGAACCUCAA
Molecule: messenger RNA, 450 nt
Organism: Sphaeroforma arctica JP610
Lineage: Eukaryota; Ichthyosporea; Ichthyophonida
Exons: 3
Source: RefSeq, a predicted model, not a curated record